This is a messenger RNA of Oryza brachyantha (malo sina), 654 nucleotides long. RefSeq names its product germin-like protein 9-3. Gene Ontology annotation, molecular function: manganese ion binding. Lineage: Eukaryota; Viridiplantae; Streptophyta; Magnoliopsida; Poales; Poaceae. The record is from RefSeq and is a predicted model, not a curated record. Bases 1 to 654 code for a protein of 217 amino acids. The transcript has a single exon. Gene Ontology annotation, cellular component: cell wall.
AUGGCAUUCCACCACUCGUCCAUGUUGCUCCUGGCCCUGCUUGCACUCGCAGCUCCACUGGCUCUGGUCAUGGCCGGCGACCCUGACAUCCUCACCGACUACGUCAUCCCGGCCAACAGCAACGCCGACAACAUCACCGGCGACUUCUUCACGUUCACCGGCUUCCGCAACGCGACGAGCAUGAACAUGAGCAUGCCGAUGCCCAACGCCAACUUCACGGUGAUCAAGGCCAGCCUGAAGGAGUUCCCGGCGCUCAAUGGCCAGAGCGUGUCGUACGCCAUGCUCAUGUAUCCCCCCGGCACCGUCAACCCCACCCACACCCACCCCCGCUCCGCCGAGCUGCUGCUCGUCGUCAAUGGCGCCCUCUCCGUCGGCUUCGUCGACACCGCCAACAAGCUCUACACCCAGGACCUGGCCACCGGCGACAUGUUCGUCUUCCCCAAGGGAUUGGUGCACUUCCAGUUCAACUCCGGGAACCAGCCGGCCAUGGCGCUCUCGGCCUUCGGCAGCGCCGCCGCGGGGCUCGUCUCGGUGCCCGUCACCGUGUUCGGCUCCAACAUCGACGACACCGUGCUCGCCAAGUCCUUCAAGACCGACGUGCCGACGAUCCAGAAGCUCAAGGCAGGCCUAACUCCUCCCGCCAACAAGUCUUAA